This is a messenger RNA of Sebastes umbrosus (honeycomb rockfish), 5699 nucleotides long. It is a transcript of the gene kcnn3, whose product is annotated as potassium intermediate/small conductance calcium-activated channel, subfamily N, member 3. Gene Ontology annotation, molecular function: small conductance calcium-activated potassium channel activity; calmodulin binding. Gene Ontology annotation, biological process: potassium ion transmembrane transport. The transcript has 10 exons. Bases 617 to 3118 code for a protein of 833 amino acids. Gene Ontology annotation, cellular component: neuronal cell body; plasma membrane; neuron projection. Lineage: Eukaryota; Metazoa; Chordata; Actinopteri; Perciformes; Sebastidae. The record is from RefSeq and is a predicted model, not a curated record.
AGAAAGAGGGAGAGAAGUUGGAGGAGAGAGUGAGAGACAGAUCCGGAGAGACAGUGAGCUGUGUGGACUGAGGAGUGCAAGUCGGUGGAGCCACAUAUGAAAUCACAGACUUCACUGCUUCAUCUCAUGACAUGUUAUAGUUCACAUCCAGCUUUGCAGGGUUGUUUUUUUUUUUUUGCAGGUUUCAUGUCGCUGCACGUUUUUGGACGCGCAGCCACAGGUUAAUCCAGCUAACUAUGGAUUAUUCCUCUUCAUCUCGAGUCGAUUGUCACUGACUGGGAUCGAAAUGGGCACCGUCGAGAGAUCAGCUGAGAGGGAAACAAGCUGAUCGUAUCAAGUAAGGAGAGGAGGAGGAGACGGAGGAAACAUCUGUGUGUUUGGAGGAGCGACGCACAAAUAUAGAGAGACGAGCUGAGGGACCUGUGGAGGGACCUGCAUGCAAGGAGGCGAAGCGUAAAGGAUGAUGGGAUGGAUGGCCGUGACAACAUGAAAAAGAAAAAGUGUGGAGGUCUAUUUUCAUCCAGCCAGUGAUUCAACACAACCCAACCUGGGGGACAGCAGGGACUGAGAGAGAGAAGAGGUAGGAGACAGGUGCGUGGCCACAGCCGUGACCACCAUGGAGCCUCCCCCCUCUCUGAGCAUGGCUCUGCUAGGAGGGAGCGAGGACGAGGACCAGCGCUUCCUCCUUCCCCUGGGCAGUAUAUCCCAUCCCUCCACCACUGGCAGCCAGCCAGGCUCAAACCAUUCCAACCACAUGGGAGGAUCGAGCCUCGACCGUCUAAAUGGCAGCACCCCGUCCCCAUCCUCCACCACGCCCAACUUGCCACCGACGUCGCUCCCCAAGUUGCCCCUUUCGUCCUCCGGAGCCCAGCCUCUGCCCCCGUCCAUCCCCAACGCCCUGCACCCCACCAGCACCCCGCUCUCCUCCUGCCUGGGCUCGCAGCACAGCCUGAGCGGGGACAACUCGCCGGUCUACAACGCCCUUUAUUACUCCUCCCACUCGCCCUCCAUGGAGCGGGAGCGGGACAGAGAGCGUGACAGGGACAGGGAGAGAGAGAGGGGAUGCAAACACAGACAGGCCAGCCCUCUGGUUCACCGCAGGGACAGUAACCCCUUCACGGAGAUCGCCAUGAGCUCCUGUAAGUACACAGGCGGGGUCAUGAAGCCCCUGAGCCGCCUCAGCGCCUCCCGCAGAAACCUCAUCGAAUCAGAGAGCGGCAGCGAAACCAAAGAGGGCGGCGUUUCAGCUGUUGCCGGGGCAACGGCAGCUGGGGGGCACGACCGACAGCGAGAAGCCCCUCCUACCUCCUCUGGGGCCCAGUCCUCUACCAAUCAACCCCUAAUCCAGAGCCCUCCAGAGAUUGUGAUUUCAUCCAAAGAAGAUUCGCCGUACCCCAGAGCAGGCUAUGACAUCAGUGACUCCACUUCCAACCAGAUGUCCAUCUACCACCAGAACCACGCGCUGGUGGAGAACAGGCCGGUGCAGCCCGGGAGGGGCAGCAGGCAGGGCGCGGUCAGCGCGGUGGGCACCGGGGCCAGGGGCAGCACCUCCAAGGCCUCCAAACGGAAGAACCAGAACAUUGGCUAUAAACUGGGGCAUCGCAGGGCGCUGUUCGAGAAGAGGAAGAGGCUGAGCGACUAUGCCCUCAUCUUCGGGAUGUUUGGCAUCGUCGUCAUGGUGAUAGAGACGGAGCUGUCGUGGGGCGUGUACACCAAGAGCUCCAUGUAUUCUCUGGCCCUGAAGUGUCUGAUCAGCCUGUCCACAGUCAUCCUGCUGGGACUCAUCAUAGCCUACCAUGCACGGGAAGUUCAGCUGUUCGUCAUCGACAACGGAGCCGACGACUGGCGCAUCGCCAUGACCAUGGAGAGGGUUCUGCUCAUCUCUCUGGAGCUGCUAGUGUCCGCGGUGCAUCCAGUGCCGGGGGACUUUAAGUUCCAGUGGCGGGCGCGGCUGGCCUUCUCGUACGCGCCGUCGCAGGCCGAGGCCGACCUGGACAUGGUGCUGAGCGUACCCAUGUUCCUGCGCCUCUACCUCAUCGCCAGGGUCAUGCUUCUGCAUAGCAAACUCUUCACCGACGCCUCCUCCAGGAGUAUAGGUGCCCUAAAUAAGGUGCAUUUUAACACACGGUUUGUAAUGAAAACCCUCAUGACCAUCUGCCCCGGGACGGUGCUGCUGGUCUUCAGCAUCUCUCUGUGGAUCAUCGCUGCCUGGACCGUACGAGUGUGCGAGAGGUAUCACGAUGCCCAGGAUGUGACCAGUAACUUCCUGGGAGCCAUGUGGCUUAUCUCCAUCACUUUCUUGUCCAUCGGCUAUGGAGACAUGGUUCCUCAUACCUACUGUGGAAAAGGAGUCUGUCUGCUCACGGGAAUCAUGGGCGCCGGCUGUACGGCUCUGGUGGUUGCCGUGGUAGCCAGGAAGCUGGAGCUGACCAAGGCAGAGAAACACGUACACAACUUCAUGAUGGACACGCAACUCACCAAGAGGAUAAAGAACGCAGCGGCUAACGUGCUGAGGGAAACCUGGCUCAUCUACAAACACACCAAGAUGGCGAAGAAGAUCGACCACUGCAGAGUCCGCAAACACCAGCGGAAGUUCCUCCAGGCUAUACAUCAAUUACGCAGUGUGAAAAUGGAGCAGAGGAAACUCAGUGAUCAGGCCAACACACUAGUGGACCUCUCAAAGAUGCAGAGCGUCAUGUAUGAGCUCAUGUCGGAGCUCAACGACCGCAGCGAGGACUUGGAACGCCAGAUGCUCUCCCUGGAGCAGCGGGUGGAGCAGCUCACCGCCGGCUUCAACACCCUGCCCGCCCACCUCUCGGCCACCCUCAGCGCCCAGCACGCCGCCCUGGUCCACUUGCUUCGAGAGAGGGAUUCCAGGGAUGGUAGAGGAGGAGGAGGUGGUGGUGGUGGAGGAGGUGCUGUGGUCCCACUGUCCCCGGCUGGGUCUUUAACCUCCGCUCCAGCUUCCGUUUCUCCAGUCCAGGUCGCACCUCUAGCGCUGCCCCCAUGCCAGGUCCCUACUUUGGCCUUAGAGUCACCUCUGUCGUCCCCACCUCAGAGCCCAGAUGGGAGCCUGGAUGCUAGUCCCAGUCCCAACACCUGCACUUCUAGCUGCUGAGGACAGCUCUGAGGACCAGGAGAGGACAAAUAUGGAAAGAAAACAGGGGAGAGAGUAGGGGGAGCAGAGAUAGUCCUCUCACUUCAGACUAAAGGAGAGGAACACGGAGGGAGGAGGAGAGAGAUGUGAGGUGAUCCUCCGAAACACCACGAGGGAGGGUUGAAGACGGGACUAUGAGGAGAAUAAUGGGAUUAAGAUGGAGGGCCAGCAUGAACGAUGAGACAUGUUAGGGACUUUGGGGCGCGUUCCUUAACGAAGGAAGGAAGGAAGGAGAAGAAAAAUGGAGACUCUGAAAGGUGUGAGAGGGAGGAAGAAUGUCAAGAGGGUGAGAAAUGGAGGUAGGGAGGAUGAGGAGGGGGAAGGAGAGAGAAGGAGAAAUAACGAGGAAUAAUUAUGUGAACUCAGAGCUCCUAAAUGGAAUCCACUCCAAUUACUGAAAAGGGCCUUUUAUUCUCUAUCUCUCUCUCUCUCUCUCUCUCUCUCUCUCUCUCUUUCUCUAUCUCUCUCUUUCCUUCCCUCUCUCCCAAUCUCUCUCUCCCUUCAUCAGGAAUUAAUGACCAUGACUUUUUAUCCUUAUGAUGUAUUUUCUAUCUGAAUGCUAAUUGUGUGUUAACGAGCAUCCCUUUAACAGAAGGUUCGAUCAAUACGACCAUGUUAUUUAAGAAAAAAAAAAAAAACUAGUGGCAUGUACUGCACACACACACACACACACACACAACUUAUAAUGACGCAUCAUCCACGCAAUACAAGUUAACACAGCACAAACAUAAAUCUUUCACAAUGCAGGCCCUAUUAGCACUCACACAAAGACGAUACUAAAGCCUAUACUGCCAAGCACUCGACGCACUGUCAAUCUCCACAGAGCACUGCCAAGCAAUGUAGACACACUGUAAAAAAUGUUCAUCCAAACGACUUAUCGUUUGUGGGUGAGAGCUAAUGCAUAGUUGUGACAUUUUAACUACUCAGCUGGGAGAAUCGUAACCGUUCACUGAACUACAUAAAUUACAGGCGAAGUUGAAAUAAGUCGGUAUGACACAGAGGGACAUGAGUCAUCAUAACGUCUGUUUGCAACGAAGAAGUCAAAACAAUGCAACACACCUACAACAGUACUUUAAUACUGCAUUUACUGAAUUACAGAUUGGGUUGAACUGAUGUUUACGUGUACUUGUAGGUUUGCUGUACUGAAAUUAGACUUUAAAGAGUUUAAUUUAUGUUAACGUUUCUUACGGGAAAAUUAUAGUUGUAUCAAGUGCAUUAAUACUGAAAUGGUUGUUGGGAGGAAUAAUACAUUACAACACAAAUAUUUAUUAAACUGGCAUUUCAAUCUGGUUGAUUAAUUUUGAAGAAACUGACUCUUCAUGGCCGAGUUUUGCACAAACUUAAUGCUCCACGUGUAUUAAGUGUACUGCAGAGAGGUAUAAUAACAGUCAAAACUAUCCAUCAAUAAUAAAUUAUCUGCUUUUUCUUUUACUUGUCUGAAGUCAGUGGAGUCAGAUUGGCUGGGAUGCUGUAGUAUCUAAUUGUUUUGCUUUAAUUCUCUGAAAAAUAUGUAUACUUAGAAUUACUGAAAAUUGAUUUUUACAUUAGUAAUUCAAUUGACUUUUAAGAAAUCCAACAAUUGUUUAGCUGUGUGAAUAUAAGUUGAUGUGAUUCAUAUUUUUUCACAGUGUACGGUCGUGUCUGUGACCCUUUAUGAAGGGAAGAAGACCUCACUCACUGCCAUUCUUUUUCAAGCUUGCAGUCCCAAAACAACGCACUGUUAUCAUGAAUGUAUUCUGUGUAAAGAAAUACACUCAAAACACUCUUUGCUUGCUCGAUCACUUAAACUGCCUUGCAGGAACAACAGGCACCCACACACACACGCACUCACACACAGAUAUACACACACCUCGACAACCAAAGUGCUCUCUCUUAAAUGGACUUCAAUAAGAGGCAGGGAACGCUGCUGUCACUGGGGACAAAAGAUAGCAGGAGGCGUUGCAGAUAUCUUGACAAUAUUUCUGAGGGAAUAACUGUGAAAAAUCUGGGCAUGGACUUGUUACAGUGCUGUACACGGACUGCUCUUCACUGCUUUAAAACCGUUAAAGGUGGACUAUGGAUGAACACAAGGGAACACAAAUAAACCUUAUAAAGGAUAAAUGGCCAUGAAGGAACAGCUGUUUAUGAAAUAAAUAAAACAUAGAAAGAUAGAUUAAGGUAUAUCUGAGAGGAAUUAUAAUGGUGUGAUGGGAAAAGAGACAAGCCUGCCCUUGCAUUGGAGACAAUAAUGAAAACUGUCUUAUAGCGACACGCUGUGGCCGGGAUACUGAACUACAUACGCUUGGAAUAUUGUAUAGUAUGCUGUUAACGAAAUCUAGCUUUGUAUUGCUUAGUCUUUUUCUACCAUUAUGAUUAAACGCAGUUAUAGCUGAUAUCUAAUAUUACUAAACUAUAGUAUUCUUCUCAUUCGUCAUGACAAUUCUGAUAUAUGUAUUAACAAUACGUUAAAUAAUUAUGAACAAGGAAAGUGCCGUUUGAGGUUGAAAUUAUUUUGUAAUUUUAUUUUAUCAGAGAGAAUUAAUAAAGUAUAUUAUCUAUAACA